GUGCAAAAAUAUACAAAAUACUUAUAGCAUCACUGCAAGUAUGUUUAUUAUCAUGAUAUUUUUCUCCUCAUUAUUUUUGUUCAUUAUUGAUAUGUAUGUUUCUCAAUACAAAUUGUAAACAGCCUGGAUGGGAAUUAUAUAAACAAAAUAGUUGUGUUUUGGCAUUUGUUGUACAUAUAAUUACGUUAUAAACUACGAUGGCUAUUGAUUGCUAGUAUAUUGCUACGAGAAUGAUUUGAUAAACAUCUUAUACUUUUUACAAUUAUUAAAGAUUCCUUUAUCACAAUGAGAUAUCAUAUAUAGAAGGUGGAUCUUUCAGUGGAACCAGCCUCCGGUCUAUGUAAGUAAAAUUGCGUUGCUGGUGUGCAAGCGUUUGAAUGAAUUAUCUAUUAAAGUUAUUUGGCUUGGUACAUGAUUACUUGGAAAGUCAACUUUCAUUGAGUUUUCCUUAGAUUUGUAGCUUCAAUAUCGAUAAAAUUAAAUUGUUCUCGUUUUUCUAGCUUCAUCUACGGAAAUAGGCUAACGAAAAUAUCAUAUAAGAUGUUCAACGUACGGAUCGGGUCACUUAAAUACCUCUAUAUAUUUAAUAAUCCUAUUGAGAAUAUUGAAAAUGGUGCAUUGUCUGAUCUGGAACCAACAACAACAGUGUAUAUGGAAUGUGCUUAUCUGAAUUAUAUACCGUCGACGAUAUCGGACAAAACAACUGCGACGUGUAUAACUCAAAAAUCAAAAAUCACAUUUGAUGAUGUCUAUUUUAGCAUUAUGGGGGAUAUGUUUGGAAUGACGUGUAACGAAACAACAGAUAUAUGUGAACCUUGCCCUCUCGGAUUUUACGGACUACUCUCGAAAGAUGGUUGUAGCCCUUGCCCACCAGGUGGUUUCUACCAAGACGAGCGUGGAUAUGUCGAAAGCGGUAAUUACAACACUGACUGUAAACGGUGCCCAAUUGGAACAUUUUCUCCUCGUUUUGGAGCUGCUUCGAUUUUUGAUUGUCAAUCAUGUCCUACUGGAACCGAUACAGAUAACAGGGCAGCUCUUGAUGCGUGUCAAUGCCUAGAAAACUUCCACCGCACAUACCGUUAUGGUGCGUGUUAUCCGUGUCCAGACGGUGUCGAUUGCACAGGUGGUUACCAGAAAUUGAGGACAGGCUACUGGUGGUCGUGGAAUUUUACAGGUUAUACUGGUACAGGAUAUCCUGGUAGUUUUGACGAGUACAACCAGUUUGUUAACAAUUUAAAUGCCUCUCAUAUUAUAUUCUAUUAUACACCUAACAUUUUAGACGAAUAUAAAGGAUUUCUCCCUGCAGUCCAUUUGUGUCCACGAUUUGAGAGUUGUCGUGGUGGAGGUAUUGAAGCAAGCUGCUCUAAGGGUUAUUCUUCUUGGUUGUGUGCCGAGUGCAGUGCCGACUAUUAUGAAUUAUUCGACGAAUGUCACAAAUGUCAAGAUUUUAAAAUAAUAAUCACUGUGAUGCUUUUGGUACUAUUAGCAUUCAUAGGUCUUGCUUACGGUGUGUGGAGACUAGAUAAACGAACAAGGACAGGCGCCAAGAUACGAAACGACUCUCUUGUGAUUCACUUAAAAAUCGCCAUCAAUUUUUACCAAGUUUUAGGUAUACUAUCUGCAGUUAAUGAAAUUCGUUGGCCAGAAUCGUUUCAAUCUGUUGGACAAAUUCUCCAGUAUCUCGAUAUUGUACGGUAUAUCAAUGUCCUCAGCCCGAGGUGUAUAUUUCGAGGUUUUUGGAAUGCUUACACAUAUUUGUAUAUUGCCAUCGCAACACCAUUCUUUAUUAUCGUGUCGACAUCUAUUAUUUUCUUCAUCUGGUACAUCUACAGAAAGUACAAGCAUCAAAACUCCAUACAUUACUUAACAGACAACUUUUUGUCGGUUACAAUGAUGUUGCUGUAUAUGACUUACGCAAAUACUUGCUCAAGCAUCAUGGCAAUCGGACCGUGGUCUGUCCGUACGGUUAAUGUCACCGCGAAUGGUGAAUAUACAAUACAAGUUCUAACUUCUGACUACUCCAUUGACCUUCAUGAAGACGGUGGUUUAACGUAUGAGACCAACAAGAAUAUUGCUUAUGGUUCUUUGGUGUAUGUAAUUGGUUUUCCUCUUGCUAUCAUCCUGGUAUUGUAUCGCAGAUACAAACGUCAUGAAAUGGCAGGUCGACAAGACGAACGACCAGGAACAAUGGGAAUGAGGUUCUUCUGCAAGCAAUACAGCAACAAGUUUUGGUACUGGGAAGUAAUUGAUAUGUAUAAUAAAGCUAUACUCGCUCUCAUCGCCAACUUCAAAGACGACCAAACCUCCAGCAUGUCAUAUUCCCUCUUUAUUACCGUUAUUCUUAUAGCAUUGCAUCUGUAUCUAGAACCAAUGAAGGCUAAAUCAGAUCAGAGGUUUCAGCUACUGACACUUGUCUUCAUUAUAGUCAACUUAUCAGUUGGUGCAAUUGUUGACAUCGGAGAGUCCGUAUACACUGUAGACGAGACUAUACUUGUCCUUCAUGACAUUACACCAUUUAUUCUUUUGGUGCUCAACCUUUCCAUUGUGUUUGUUGUUUUUGUUGACCUACUGAAAAAAAUCAAGGAAAGCAUCUGGGGAAAAUGGAUUGAUUCACAAGAGCUUUCUAGCACCAACGUUGAAGACACCGAUGAUAAUGAGAAUGAACUUUCUGCGAUAUUGCAGGCAGACUUCAAUUCCUUAUCAACCUACAAUCCAACGAUUCAUAAUUAGUAGUAGGCCUAGUAUAAUCACUGAAGUAGUACAAUGUAUUUGUUUCAAUUUGCAUUCUUAUUUACUGUAUUCAUGUAUUGUAUGGAAAAUAAUUGCAUAUUUUAUUUUAUUUGAUUUACUUUGAAGUAGAUGAUUCAACUUUGCAUAAAAAUAUUAUAAUUUUUUUUCUUUUACAUCAACACAUUUCUUUUACAUCAACAAUGUAAAUAUAGCGUAUUAUCAAUACGAUAGUGGUUUUCCGUUUUUGAAGUAUAUUUUAAAGUAAAAUUGAGCCUUUCCUAUAUAUUUAGAAUAUAAUUGUCUAAUCGCUUCUUAAAAAGCAAUAUCUUGCUUGUAAUGUUUAAUAGCAGACAUGCUGCCCUCUAGAGUUGAAUAAAGACAGCACUUCAGUAA
Anneissia japonica is the source of this 3123-nucleotide messenger RNA. RefSeq lists its product as uncharacterized. Lineage: Eukaryota; Metazoa; Echinodermata; Crinoidea; Comatulida; Comatulidae. The transcript is spliced from 6 exons. Gene Ontology annotation, molecular function: protein binding. The record is from RefSeq and is a predicted model, not a curated record. Bases 541 to 2730 code for a protein of 729 amino acids.